Taeniopygia guttata (zebra finch) is the source of this 398-nucleotide messenger RNA. It is a transcript of the gene NDUFA3, whose product is annotated as NADH:ubiquinone oxidoreductase subunit A3. The record is from RefSeq and is marked provisional. Gene Ontology annotation, cellular component: respiratory chain complex I; mitochondrial inner membrane. NCBI's taxonomy places the organism in Eukaryota, Metazoa, Chordata, Aves, Passeriformes, Estrildidae.
GAGAGGGGGGAGGGGAUGGCGGGACGCCUGGCCGCCGCGCUGCGCUCGCUGUGGGCCAAGGAGCCGGUGAUCGCCGCCAGCUUCGGCAUCGCCGCCCUGGCGUUGGUGUCGCCGCUGCUGAGCCCCUUCACCAAAUACUCGGGAAUGAUCAACCAGGCCACGCCCUACACCUACCCCGUUCCCGUGCGGGACGACGGCCGCCACCCCGAGGUGCCCCCGCACCCCUGUGCCCCCCAGGGCCCCGGCCUGGCCUGGCUGCGGCAGCUCUGAGCGACCCAAAAUCCCCCAAAUUCACCCCAAAAUCCGACCCCCAGUUUGGGGAACCCCCCCCCACCCCUGAGGGGGAUUUUGGGGGGUCCCAAAGGCGGAACCCCAAAAAUACAGAAACGAAACGAGGA